Cyclopterus lumpus (lumpfish) is the source of this 2206-nucleotide messenger RNA. RefSeq names its product axin interactor, dorsalization associated (gene aida). Bases 188 to 1120 code for a protein of 310 amino acids. Gene Ontology annotation, molecular function: phosphatidylinositol binding. The record is from RefSeq and is a predicted model, not a curated record. Gene Ontology annotation, biological process: determination of ventral identity. Gene Ontology annotation, cellular component: membrane. NCBI's taxonomy places the organism in Eukaryota, Metazoa, Chordata, Actinopteri, Perciformes, Cyclopteridae. The transcript has 11 exons.
UUCCUUUCUCCGGCGGAUGCGCUGUGAGAGUGAACAGGCAGAAAGGGCUUGGUCUGGGCAUCGCUGGUGUGUCUGCGCGGCCCUGGACGGCAGAUAACCGGGCUGACAACGCCGCCGAAGCCUCGUAGAUGAACCUCCUCCCCGGCUAUGCUGCCCUGAGAGCACCGCGAGUAUCCGCCCUGCCAACAUGUCUGAAGUCAACAAGACUAUUCAGAAAUGGCACGCCAGUUUUGAGAAAGGCACAGACUUUGACUCAUGGGGACAAUUAGUGGAGGCUAUAGAUGAGUACCAAAUUUUGGCGAGACAACUGCAAAAAGAGGUGCAGUCAACAAAUGCAUCCGACUUCACAGAGGAGCAAAAGAAAACUUUAGGAAAGAUUGCAACAUGCCUGGAGAUGAGAAGUGCCAGUCUGCAGUGCACACAGUCAAAGGAGGACUUCAAGUUGGAAGAGCUGAAGAAACUUGAAACCAUCAUUCAAAAUAUCUUGACGUACAACAAAGAAUUUCCCUUUGAUGUGCAGCCAGUGCCCUCGAGGAAAAUCCUGGCUCCAGGUGAAGAGGAGAGCCUGGAGGAGGAGGAGGAGGAGGAGGAAGAGGAUGCUGCAGCUGGAGCCGGUUCUACAGAAGCGUUCCCCCCGAGACCCCCCGCUUCGCAAGGUACCUUGUUGCCACGGUUACCCUCAGAGCCUGGGAUGAUGCUACUUACACUAAAGAUAGAAAAGAUUGGGUUGAAGGAUGCCGGUCAGUGCAUCGAUCCCUACAUGACCAUCAGUGUGAAAGAUUUGAACGGCGUAGAUGUGAACCCGGUGCAGGACACACCUGUGGCCUCCAGGAAGGAAGAUACCUACAUCCACUUCAGUGUGGACGUAGAGAUCCAGAGACAUGUGGAGAAACUACCAAAAGGAGCAGCUAUCUUCUUUGAAUUCAAGCACUACAAACCUAAAAAGAGGUUCACCAGCACUAAAUGUUUCGCCUUCAUAGAAAUGGACGAGAUCAAACCCGGCCCCAUCGUCAUCGAACUGUACAAGAAGCCCACAGACUUCAAGAGAAAGAAACUGCAGCUUCUAACAAAGAAACAACUCUAUCUCCAUCUUCAUCAGACAUUACACAAGGACAGCUAAGUGGCAGCACACCCCGGACUUUGACCCGCCUCUUUCUAACCUCUCUUACAUCCCUGUGGUGCUCCGCCUCAUCAACUCCAGCAAUACGAAAACAAGGUUGAGGUCAUUGGUUUCCUCUGAGUAUAUGGAGAAAGUAAACGAUCAGUCGCAUCAGCUCAGACUUUUGUAUCCUUGAAAAGUGCAUUUAACCUCUGUUGCAGGAAACCCUUCUCCAAAAACUCAAGAACCCUUAAAUUUGUUUUUUGACUGGUUGAACCGGCCAGAAGAUACCCGUCUGUUUCAUAUUAGAGAAGGGUUCUGUUAAAACCACCUCAUCUCCAGUCUUCCUUAGCGCACUGAUUUUGGGAAAAACAUGGGACACAAUGUGAGUUAUUGCAGGUGCUCAAUUAAAGUCACUAUUGUUUGUUCUUUUGGAUUUUGGUCCCUUAAUGUAAAUUCAGCGAAACAUUAAAAGCAACUAUGUCGACAUGUUGGUGAAGUUAUGGCAGUUUGCAAAGCCACUGAAUUGAAAAAAAACAUGCAUCACAGUCCAGAACGGUUUGUGUGUGCCAUAAAUAUAUUUAAGGCUUAAUAUGAUCAACUAAAUAAAUAUUUAAAAGCCAUUACAAACUGGUUAAUAAACUUGGCAUUACAUCAAUCUAGGAAAUUGUGACGGGUUAAAUAUAAAGUAAUGCUCUGACCAUUUUAAAGUGUUUUAUAUAAUCGGCAACUGUUUUUUUUGCCCAAAAUUAAUGUUGCCACAUUUCAGUGUUCAUGUUACAGUAAGUAUCAGAUUUAGUCUACACACGGUUUCAUAAAUGCAUAAAGAGUGAAGUGGAUGCCGCCUGGUUUGCAUGAUCCAUCCGGUCUUCCAGUGUUCAGGUUGGAUGUUCAUCACCUGCCAGAAAUAUUAGUUUUUAAACUCUAGUGUUACCUUGCAGAUCAGAUGUGUUAUGUAUACAGUUCUGUGUGAUACAUCUUUACUGGCAGUCAAAGGACAGCUGUGCUCUCGGUCUGACUUAAUUGCCCCUCUUAAACCCACUACUUUUAUUUUAUAAAUUCACGUCACCCUGUUAUAAAGGGCAUUAAAAAAAUGUUUAUAAAGUU